AAAUGUAUGUGAGACAUACUGUAAUGUUGAAAAAGGAGAAUGGGAAUUUACCGAAGAGUUUGACUCGGUUAGUGAGGAGGCAAAGGAUUUUGUGUCACGAUUGAUCGUCUAUGAGAAGAAGAAGAGAAUGCUUCCAAAGGAAUGCUUAGCGCAUCCAUGGAUAGCUAAGCAUAGGGCAAAGGCUAAUAUUGAUACGAUACUUGAGAAGCCGGCAGAAGGGCCAGUCAUGGACAAAAAGCAGAUGAUGCGUUAUAAUGCAAAGCGAAAGUUCAGGCGUCUCAUCACCUAUGUGAAGAUUUUCAUCGAGCUGAGUCGCCUGAGACGAACAGCAAAUUGUCGCAUGAGCCAGAGCGGACAGAAGUAUUUCGAAACUCUGCUCAUAGCUGCAGAACAAGAAAAACAAUUGGCGCAGCAAAAUAUUGCAAAAGCAAGUGCAAAUGAAGCAGCACAAGAACUUCCUGAAAAGGGCGUGGAUGAAGUCAGGCCAAAUAAACUUGAGAUGGCAUCGACAAGCAAGGACAUAGGCCAGAAGGAGAACAAAACAUCCGCGAAAAAGAUUGGUGGUACGCCCUCGGUCGAAAAAGUCAAAAAGAAUAAACCUAAAGAGGAAAAAGCGGAGGAACCUGUUGAAAAGAAGACGGCAUCGACAAGCAAGGACAUAGGCCAGAAGGAGAACAAAACAUUCGCGAAAAAGAUUGGUGGUACGCCCUCGGUCGAAAAAGUCAAAAAGAAUAAACCUAAAGAGGAAAAAACGGAGGAACCUGUUGAAAAGAAGGCGACGACUGAAAUGCCACGGCAAAAAAGAUCGUGGGAAAAGACAGAUCCAAAUGAAUACUUUGCUGCAAAACCUCCACAUCCUGCUGCUCAUCCUGCAGUCAAAAUAGCACCUCCAGCUGAAGAGAAAAAGGAAAAGAUGGAACCUGAAAAGAAAGCACUUCAAGAGAAGAAAAUACCGGAAGUAGUUGUUGAAGUUCCUCUUAAGAAAACUGUCCGAACAAAAUCUCCCUCUCUCGUUAAAGCACCCACUCUUGAUUUUGCGGGACCUGCGCUCCCAACUGAAAAUGUUCCGAGCAAACUGCAUACAAAGAAACCUCAAGAGACUCCUUUGAGAAAGUCUGCAUCUACAGAGAGGGCAUCGUUAAUUAAAGAAAAAGGAGAGAAAGCUGAACGGAGAUCCUUACGAGAGAAGAAACAUUUACCUACGGGCAGUGCUGCCAGCGAUGUCAAACCUAAAGAAGCAUUGAAGAUCGAGAAAACGUUUGAAAAAACAAAAGCGAAUGCAUCUUUGGCAGAGACCGCAAAGGAUACGCCGAAGACCGGCAACUCGUCUGUUAUGCAGAUCAGCGAAAAACUGCAAAUCAAAGAAACCUCCUUGGAAAAGCUUGGGAGCAAAAACCAUGAUUCAACGUCUGAGAGAAUUGCCAAGAAUUUACCAAGGAUCGCAGUUGAGGAACCGACUUCACUGCGGUUGAGGAAAUCUUCAGCUCCGGAAGCCAUAAUUACUGAGCCGCCAAAAAAGACGGUGCUCGGAUCACCAAAGAUGGCCCCUUGUGGAGAGAACCGAUCCACUCCUAUGCGAAUGCAGCGAUUCGGAAAUACAGCACAUAUCAACGGGGAAGAAGGUGGAAGAAGUGGAAAGGAAGUGGACUGA
Messenger RNA from Strongylus vulgaris, 1651 nucleotides. Lineage: Eukaryota; Metazoa; Nematoda; Chromadorea; Rhabditida; Strongylidae. The record is from the annotation of a GenBank genome assembly.